Molecule: messenger RNA, 1842 nt
Organism: Tricharina praecox
Lineage: Eukaryota; Fungi; Ascomycota; Pezizomycetes; Pezizales; Pyronemataceae
Exons: 5
Coding region: 1-1794 (597 amino acids)
Biological process (GO): amino acid catabolic process
Molecular function (GO): L-amino-acid oxidase activity; polyamine oxidase activity
Source: RefSeq, a predicted model, not a curated record
AUGGAACCCGCCGACCCGCCCACCUUCCGCGCACAAUACGCGCGCCGCCUCGUGCGCGAAAAGCUCUUUGAGGAGCUUAGCCGCCGGCACGCCGCGUACGGCACGGAGCCGGGGUGCGCGCCUCCUCCCGGCCCGCCCCUGCUCGGCGGCGGCCCGCAGACUCAGCCGCCGCAUCAUCCUUCUGAGUUUUGUAUCGUUGGCGCGGGCAUGGCGGGGCUCUAUGCAGCUAUGGUGCUGGAUGAGGCCGGGGUGAGCUAUGAUUUGCUGGAAAGUGCGGGGAGGGUGGGCGGGAGGGUCUUCACCAAGAGGCUCGGUGACGGGAAGAAUGAGUACUAUGAUGUCGGCGCUAUGCGGUUUCCGAAGAUUAAGGUUAUGCAGAAGACGUUCGAGCUCUUUGCCGAACUCGAGAUCCCGCUCGUCGACUAUUACCUCGCCGGCGAGAACUGUCCCGUCAUGUACAACGACAUCGUGGGGCCGCCCGAGAACCCGCACGAGACGGAUCCGUACCGGAUCAGCCAGGAGAAUGGCGGGGUGAUUCCUGAUGAGGCGGUUAAGGAUGGUGCCGAGAUGAUCCUCUCGGAGGCCUUCGGCCCCCUGAAGGAGGCCCUCAGGGAGGACUUCGAACAGGGCUUCCAGAUGCUCAUGGAGCUGGAUAGUUUCUCGACCAGGGAGUUUUUGCGGUCGCGGUUGUAUGGCGACUCCGGGCUCGACUUCCAUACCGUCCAGUGGUUGGAGACGGUCAGCACCUCGUCGGGGCUGUUCGACCAGUCCUUUAGCGAGACGGUGAUCGACUCGCUGGACUUUGACGAGUCCCCCGACGAAGCGUGGAAGUGUGUCGAAGGCGGCACGUCCGUCGUGACCGAGGCCAUGCUGGCCAAGAUCAAGACGAAGCCUGAGCUGAACACACGCGUCACAGGCAUCGCACUCGGCCGCGGCGCCAAGGAGAGCGACACCAAGAUGCUGGUGACGCUCACCAACGCUUCCGGAGCGGAAGAGACCCGUGAAUAUGACACCGUCUUCAACACCACGACGCUCGCCUGCGCGCAGCGCAUAGACCUCACUGGGGCCGAGCUGCACCCGGCGCAAAAAGACGCCCUGCGCGCACUGCACUACGACGCCAGCGCCAAAGUCGCGAUCAAGUUCAAAACGCCGUGGUGGAUCACACAGUGCGGGAUCACCGAGGGCGGUGUGGCGUCUACGGACCUACCACUUCGCACCUGCGUCUACCCCUCGUUCAGCAUCCACGACCCAGUGGACGCGCCCUCCGUGCUCCUAGCCUCAUACACGUGGGCGCAGGACGCACAGCGCAUCAGCGCGCUGAUCACGCCGGACUCGCCCAGCGGCGAGGAGGCGCUCAAGGACCUGCUGCUCCGCGACUUGGCGCGGCUGCACGCGCGCCACGACAUCACGCUCGACUUUCUGCGCGACCAGUACGUGACGCACCACGCGUACUCGUGGUACGCGGACCCGAACACCGCCGGCGCGUUCGCGCUGUUCGGCCCGGGGCAGUUCAGUAACUUCUAUCCGUUCCUGGCGCGGCCUGCUGCCGACGGGAAGCUGCACUUUGUUGGAGAGGCGAGUUCCGCGCAUCAUGCGUGGAUCGUGGGUGCAUUGGAUAGUGCGCAGAGAGCGGUCAUGUAUGCCCUCCUGAGGUUUGGCUUGAGGGAGGAGGCUGAGGAGAUCGAGACUAGGUGGGGACCCGUUGGGGAGGUCGAGCUGGCGAAGGAUGGGACCGCGCAUUUGCAGGUCGCUAUGGGAUGUUUGAGAACCGAGGAGAUUAUGAGGUGCGCGUAGAGGGUGGAAAUAGAUAUAGGUGCUGCAGAGGGAAUAUAAAAUGCGUAU